AUGCUGGUCCCUGUCUUCCUUGUCCUUCUCUUCUGCUUCCAGGGGCACACAGGCCCUGCUCCCCAUUUCGUGCAACAGCCGGAGGACCUGGUGGUGGUGCUGGGAGAGGAAGCCCGGCUGCCCUGUGCGCUGGGCGCAUACAGGGGGCUUGUUCAGUGGACUAAGGAUGGGCUGGCUCUUGGGGGUGAAAGGGAUCUUCCAGGGUGGUCUCGAUACUGGAUUUCAGGGAAAACCACCAUGGGUCAGCAUGACCUCCACAUCAGGCCAGUGGAGCUAGAGGAUGAAGCAUCAUAUGAAUGUCAGGCUACACAAGCCGGCCUCCGAUCACGGCCAGCCCGACUGCACAUAUUGGUACCCCCAGAAGCUCCCCAGGUACUGGGAGGCCCCUCAGUGUCUCUGGUGGCUGGAGUUCCUGCAAAUCUGACCUGUCGGAGCCGUGGGAAUGCCCGUCCCACCCCUGAGCUGCUGUGGUUUCGAGAUGGGAUCCGGCUGGAUGGGACCCCCUUACACCAGACGUUGUUGAAGGAAGAGACCACUGGGUUUGUGGAGAGCACCCUAUUCCUGACCCCUUCUAGCCAUGAUGAUGGAGCCACUUUGAUCUGCAGAGCCCGGAGCCAGGCUCUGCCUACAGGGAGGGACACGGCUGUCACACUGAAUCUGCAGUACCCCCCAGUGGUGACUCUCUCUGUUGAGCCCCAGACCGUGCAGGAGGGAGAGAAAGUAGCGUUCCUGUGUCAGGCCACGGCCCAGCCUCCUGUCACUGGCUACAGGUGGGCAAAGGGGGGCUCCCCGGUGCUCGGGGCUCGUGGGCCGAGAUUAGAAGUCGUGGCAGAUGCCUCGUUCCUGACUGAGCCUGUGUCCUGCGAAGUUAGCAACGACGUGGGCAAUGCCAACCGCAGCACCGUGCUGGAAGUGCUGUUUGGACCCAUUCUCCAGGCAAAGCCAGAGUCCAUGUCGGUGGAUGUAGGGGAAGAUGCCUUCUUCAGCUGUGCCUGGCGUGGGAAUCCAUCCCCACGGAUAACUUGGAUCCAUCGGGGUGGGACACAGGUGCUGAGCUCAGGACCCACACUGCGUCUUCGGUCGGUGGGACCCGAGGAUGCAGGCGACUAUGUGUGCAGGGCUGAGCCUGGGCGCUCAGGUCUGGGAGGUGGCAUGGCAGAAGCUAGGCUGACAGUGAAUGCUCCCCCAAUAGUGACUGCCCUGCACUCCGCGCCUGCCUUGCUGAGGGGACCCGCCAGUCUUCAGUGUCUAGUGUUGGCCUCACCUCCUCCAGAAGCAGUGGUCUGGUCUUGGGAUGAAGGCUUCCUGGAAACAGGGUCCCAAGGCAGGUUCCUGGUGGAGACUUUCCCAGCUCCUGAGGUCCAUGGGGGACAGAGUCCAGGCCUGAUCUCUGUGCUACACAUUUCGGGGACCCAGGAGUCUGACUUCAACAGAGGCUUCAACUGCAGUGCCCGGAACCGAUUGGGUGAAGGAGGCACCCGGAUCCUUCUGGGCCGUAGAGACUUGCUGCCCACUCUGCGGAUUGUGGCUGGAAUAGUGGCCUCUGUCACGACUGUCCUUAUGGUCAUCAUUGGUGUGGCCCUUUGCUGCUGGCGUCACACCUCUUUCUCCAAGCAAAAGAACCUGGUGCGGAUCCCUGGAAGCAGCGAUGGCUCCAGUUCUCGAGGCCCUGAGGAGGAGACGGGCAGUAGCGAGGAUCGGGGUCCCAUGAUACACACCAACUGCAGUGAUCUAAUUCUGGAUAAGAAAGGGGCUUUGGACACUAAAGACCCAACCAAUGGUUACUACAAGGUGCGAGGGGUCAGUGUGAGCCUGAGCCUCGGUGAAGCCCCUGGAGGAGGCCUUUUCCUACCACCCUCCUCCCCACUUGGACUUCCAGGGACCCCAACCUACUACGACUUCAACCCCCAGCUGGACAUGAUCCCCCCAUGCAGACUGUACAGAGCCCGGGCAGGUUAUCUCACCACCCCUCAUCCUCGAGCCUUUACCAGCUACAUCAAACCGACAUCCUUCGGACACCCAGACUUGGGUCCUGGGACGCCUCCUUUCUCCUAUGCUGCCUUCUCUGCACCUAGUCACCAACGGCUCCAGACUCAUGUGUGACAUCUCUCUG
Molecule: messenger RNA, 2113 nt
Organism: Dipodomys spectabilis (banner-tailed kangaroo rat)
Lineage: Eukaryota; Metazoa; Chordata; Mammalia; Rodentia; Heteromyidae
Gene: Kirrel2
Product: kirre like nephrin family adhesion molecule 2
Exons: 15
Coding region: 1-2103 (700 amino acids)
Biological process (GO): cell-cell adhesion
Cellular component (GO): cell-cell junction
Molecular function (GO): cell adhesion molecule binding
Source: RefSeq, a predicted model, not a curated record